Molecule: messenger RNA, 2493 nt
Organism: Ceutorhynchus assimilis (cabbage seed weevil)
Lineage: Eukaryota; Metazoa; Arthropoda; Insecta; Coleoptera; Curculionidae
Source: the annotation of a GenBank genome assembly
UACCGCCAGUCCAUUUUGCAACUACAGAAAAAUACUAAAAAUAGGCCGGUUUUUUAAAUUAAUGUAGUGCUACAGCCUCAAUAUAAUGAAUUAUCAAAAGGCUCUUGUGCUAGUUGUAUUGUUUAUUUGUCUGGCUUCGCACGCUCACACCGCCAAACAAAAUAGCAAAAACUUAGUUGUAGACAAUCUCGCAGACGCCAAAGAUCUCAAAAAAUUGCUGAGAACCAAAACAAACGUCUUGGCAUGUUUCUACAAUUCAUACAAAAAAGCUCAAACUAUUUUAAGUGUGCUCAACGAUGUAGCUAGAAAUGUUAAAGGUGAAGGAGUUAUUGCUAUUAUAAAUUGUUCUGGAGAGGCUAAAAAACUUUGUAAAAAAGUUAAAAUUCCUAACAAUGAACCGUUUUUGCUCAAACACUACAAAGAUGGAGAGUUUAAUAAAGACUAUGAUAGAAAGUACAAUGAAAAAUCAAUUACUAAUUUUAUGAAAGAUCCUACUGGAGAUUUGCCUUGGGAAGAAGAUGAUUCUGCUAGAGAUGUAGUCCAUAUACCAGAUCCGAGUACUUUGGUCAAGUUUUUAAGGAAAGAAGGCAAACCCAUUUUAAUAAUGUUCUAUGCUCCUUGGUGCGGAUAUUGCAAGACCUUAAAACCAGAGUACUCUUCGGCCGCUACAGAUCUAAAAGAUCAUUCGGUUUUGGCAGCAGUAGAUGUUAAUAGACCCGAAAAUGCUGUACUACGCUCUCAAUAUAAUAUCAGCGGAUUCCCUACAUUAUUAUAUUUCAUAAAUGGUUCAUUAAAAUACACCUAUGAAGGUGACAACAAGCGAGCCUCUCUGGUUCAAUUUAUGCACGACCCAGUGGCACCUCAAGUAAAAGUUAAGGAACCCGAUUGGUCAGAGUCUAAUAGUGAUGUGGUGCAUCUUAUAUCAUCGAAUUUUGAUACUGUUUUGAAAGAAUCUGCUUCAGUAUUGGUCAUGUUUUAUGCUCCAUGGUGUGGUCAUUGUAAAAGAAUGAAGCCUGAGUAUGAAACUGCAGCUGCACAAAUGAAGGAUGAAGGAAUUGGAGGUGUCUUAGCUGCAGUAGAUGCCACCAAAGAACCAUCCAUAGCCACUAGAUAUAAUGUAAAAGGUUAUCCAACUGUGAUAUACUUUGCCUACGGCGAGCAAAUGUACAAUGCCAACGUACGAGAAGCGUCAAAAAUAGUUGACUUUAUGAAGGAUCCCAAAGAACCUCCACCGCCUCCACCACCAGAAAAGCCAUGGAGCGAAGAAUCUAGUGAUGUAAUUCAUUUAACCGAAGACAACUUUAAGCCUGUUUUAAAAAAGAAAAAGCACGUUCUGGUUAUGUUCUAUGCCCCUUGGUGCGGGCAUUGUAAGAAAUCGAAACCAGAAUUCACAGAAGCUGCAGCAGAGUUCAAGGAAAACUCAAGAGUGGAAUUUGGUGCAGUGGACUGUACCAUAGAGACGUCAGUUUGUAGUGCUUUCGAGGUCAAAGGAUAUCCUACUUUCAAGUAUUUCAGUUACUAUAAUAAGGAAAUAUUGCCAUAUAAUGGAGGACGAACUAAAGAAGACUUUAUUCAAUACAUGUCCAACCCAAUUCAACCAAUUCCUGUCUCUAAUCCAGCACCUGUUGAACAAUGGACUAGCGAUCCAGCCAUUAUAAAAUUAAACGACAGCAACUUUAAGACAGAACUCCAGCAAAACCAAUUUGUUUUAGUAAUGUUUUAUGCUCCAUGGUGUGGUCAUUGUAAUAAAAUGAAGCCAGAGUAUGUUACGGCCGCUCAGCAAUUGGAAGCGGAGGGCCUGAAAAAAUGUCUGGCCGUGAUUGAUUGCACUGAAAACCCGCAAACAAUGCAAACAUACGAGAUUCAAGGUUUUCCCACUAUUAAACUGUUUAAAAAUGGCAAAUUUAUUACAGAAUAUACAGGCAAAAGGACCACGGAAGCCAUUAAAACGUUUAUCAAACAAUAUCAUGGACCUAAAGAUGAAUUAUAGGAGAAAAAUUGACCAAUGAUGGAACAAGUGUCAAUAUGCUGUAGGCAAAAUACAAUAUGUGAACUUUGAAUAAUUUACUAAUUUUUAUUAACUUUUUUUUAUCAGUAUUGUAAAUAGUACACAAAAAUCUGCAUAAAUUCCUCUGAAUAGUAUUUAUUUAUAUUUAAACAUUAUUUUGUGCUGCAAUAGAAGGUUGUGAUUAUUUUAAAUCAGGUAUAUGAUACUCAAUAUUUUUUUGUUGUGCCUUUUUGUUUUAGAACAGUACUUAAGUUUUUGUUUAGGGAAUUGAGUUCUCUAUGCCAGAUUUAUUCUGUGAAGUACCUAUUCAAGUAAGAUAGAUAAUCCUCAUUUUGUAUAUUUUGCUCGUGUCUACUUUGAACUUAGUCAAUAACCUAGGAAAUUAUUAAUUAAAUGGACAUAAUCAUUAUUAAUGGACCCAAUUUAAUAAUAUCUUUUUACAGGCUGUAAUUUUUUUUAAAAUAAUAAAUGUAAGUUCUAUUGAA